Salvelinus fontinalis (brook trout) is the source of this 8204-nucleotide messenger RNA. RefSeq names its product palmitoyltransferase ZDHHC16A-like. The record is from RefSeq and is a predicted model, not a curated record. Lineage: Eukaryota; Metazoa; Chordata; Actinopteri; Salmoniformes; Salmonidae. Gene Ontology annotation, biological process: protein palmitoylation. Gene Ontology annotation, cellular component: Golgi apparatus. The coding region runs from base 173 to 1339 and encodes 388 amino acids. Gene Ontology annotation, molecular function: palmitoyltransferase activity. The transcript is spliced from 11 exons.
UGCAGCACUGAGUCUGCGCAGUAGAGGAGUAGCGUUUGAGCUAAAAACGAAGCUCGCGCCAGAGUAUCUCUCUUUCAAGUAUUCGCCUCCGAAUAAUUUAAACCUACUUCGGUAUAAUGGCCAAAGAUAACACCGUUCUCGCGGGUGGCGUGCGAUCCUAAGAAAGAGCAGAAUGCGGCCGUGCCCCACCUUCCUGCUGGUGCUGCUGCGCUGGGUGCGUUUGCGCAUGUGCGCCAGACGGUGGCGCUACAACAAUGGCAACAACAGUAGACUACCGCUGUGUGUGAGACAGAGAUGGGCCUACCUCAAACUGAUGGUUAACUCCCUCUAUUACAACUCCCUCACCAACUCUGAUGUCGUCAUGGACUCACUGAUGGAACCCAUCUUCUGGAUGGUGGAUCUACUCACCCGCUGGUUCGGGGCAGUGUUUGUCUGUCUGGUGGUGAUACUGACCAGUUCUAUCCUGCUGAUAGCCUACGUGGGUCUGCUGCCCCUGAUUCUCAACACCUACUCUCCACCCUGGAUAGUCUGGCACAUCGGUUAUGGACACUGGAACCUCAUCAUGAUUGUCUUCCACUACUAUAAAGCCACCAAGACCGCCCCAGGAUACCCCCCUACGGUAAAGAAUGACAUUCCGUUUGUGUCCGUGUGUAAGAAGUGUAUCAUCCCCAAACCAGCCAGGACUCACCACUGUGGCAUCUGCAACACGUGCAUUCUGAAAAUGGAUCAUCAUUGUCCGUGGCUGAAUAACUGUGUUGGCCAUUUUAACCAGCGCUACUUCUUCUGCUUCUGUCUCUCCAUGACCCUGGGCUGUGUCUACUGCAGCAUCAGUGGCCGUAACCUCUUCCUAGAUGCUUAUAGUGCUAUAGAGCGCUUCAAACACAUGGACUUGGAUAAAUCAGGUGUCCCGGUGACAGGGAUGGGGCAACUCAUAGGAAUCUUACCUCCUGGGCAGAGCACCUACCAGACCCCUCCUCCUCCCUACACGUUCAGAGACAAGAUGUUCCACAAGAGUAUCAUCUACAUGUGGGUAUUAACUAGCACGGUGGCCGUAGCUCUGGGGGGGCUGACUAUCUGGCACGCAGUGCUGAUAUCCCGAGGAGAGACCAGCAUAGAGAGACACAUCAACAACAAGGAGGCCGAACGCAUGGCCAAACAUGGCAAGGUGUACAAGAACCCCUUUAACUAUGGCAGACUAAACAACUGGAAAGUCUUCUUUGGUGUGGAGAAAAGAAGUCAUUGGCUGACGCGAGUCCUCCUGCCCUCUGGACAUGCCCCCUAUGGGAACGGCCUGACCUGGGACAUCUAUCCAAUCAGAAAAGACAUGAUCCCCGUCUGAGCCAAAUAGAAAAUAACUGACUUGAGACAUCUACCCAAUGAAGAAAUACCUGAUGGCUGUCUGACCCCUGACCCCACAGACUCUGUCUACAGAGAAAACUACAUCUCCCUGUGGCCCCUGCUCCCUACAGGUGCUAAAGACCGAUGACCAGGUUCUAUAGACGAGAAGUGGAGUUCUGAGCUGGAGAGUGAAUACUCAGAGGACUACAGGGAUGGCCAGCAGGGAAGAGAUGGGGAAUGUUUGCAGCGCCCAAGUGAAACAAACCUGGUCAUUUCCAUGUAAAAGGACCCAUGAGCACCAAUGUAAAGUUCGUAGGAGCAUGUCAAAUUGGGUAUCAAAUGAAAGCUAAGAGUCAAUAUUUUUUAGAAAUUAAUGCAUAUAUACAGUUGAAGUCGGAAGUUUACAUACACUUAGGUUGGAGUCAUUAACUUGUUUUUCAACCACUCCACACUUCUUGUUAACAAACUAUAGUUUUGGCAAGUCGGUUAGUACAUCUACUUUGUGCAUGACACAAGUAACAAUUGUUUACAGACAGAUUAUUUCACUUAUAAUUCACUGUAUCACAAUUCCAGUGGGUCAGAAGUUUACAUACACUAAGUUGAUUGUACCUUUAAACAGCUUGGGAAAUUCCAGAAAAUGAUGUCAUGGCUUUAGAAGCUUCUGAUAGGCUAAUUGACAUCAUUUGAGUCAUUUGGAGGUGUACCUGUGGAUUUAUUUCAAGGCCUACCUUCAAACUCAGUGUCUCUUUGCUUGACAUCAUGGGAAAAUCAAGACCUCAGAAAAAGAUUGUAGACCUCCACAAGUCUGGUUCAUCCUUGGGAGCAAUUUCCAAACGCCUGAAGGUACCACAUUCAUCUGUACAAACAAUAGUAUGCAAGUAUAAACACUGUGGGACCACGCAGCCGUCAUGCCGCUCAGGAAGGAAACGCGUUCCGUGUCCUAGAGAUGAACGUAAUUUUGGUGCGAAAUGUGAAAAUCAAUCCCAGAACAACAGCAAAGGACCUUGUGAAGAUGCUGGAGGAAACGGGUACAAAAUUAUCUAUAUCCACAGUAAAACGAGUCCUAUAUCGACAUAACCUGAAAGGCCGCUCAGCAAGGAAGAAGCCACCGCUCUAAAACCGCCAUAAAAAAGACAGACUACGGUUUGCAACUGCACAUGGGUACAAAGAUCGUACUUAAAAAAAAUAAUGUCCUCUGAUGAAACAAAAAUAGAACUGUUUGGCCAUAAUGACCAUUGUUAUGCUUGGAGGAAAAAGGGGGAGGCUUGCAAGCCGAAGAACACCAUCCCAAAUGUGAAGCACGGGGAUGGCAGCAUCAUGUUGUGGCGGUGCUUUGCUGCAGGAGGGACUGGUGCACUUCACAAAAUAGAUGGCAUCAUGAGGGAGGAAAAGGAUGUGGAUAUAUUGAAGCAACAUUUAAAGACAUCAGUCAGGAAGUUAAAGCUUGGUCGCAAAUGGGUCUUCCAAAUGGACGAUGACCCCAAGUAUACGUCCAAAGUUGUGGCAAAAUGGCUUAAGGACAACAAAGUCAAGGUAUUGGGAGUGGCCAUCACAAAGCCCUGACCUCAAUCCCAUAGAAAAUUUGUGGGAAGAACUGAAAAAGCGUGUGCGAGCAAGGAGGCCUACAAACCUGACUCAGUUACACCAGCUCUGUCAGGAGGAAAGGAAAAUUCACCCAACUUGUUUUGGGGGGGCUUGUGGAAGGCUACCUGAAACGCUUGACCCAAGUUAAACAAUUUAAAGGCAAUGCUACCAAAUACUAAUUGAGUGUAUGUAAACUUCUGACCAACUGGAAAUGUGAUGAAAGAAAUAAAAGCUGAAAUAAAUCAUUCUCUCUACUAUUAUUCUGACAUUUCACAUUCUUAAAAUAAAGUGGUGAUCCUAACUGACUUAAGACAGGGACUUUUUAUUAGGAUGAAAUGUCAGGAAUUGUGAAAAACGGAGUUUAAAUAUAUUUGGCUACGGUGUAUGUAAACUUCCGACUGUAAAUGUUUAAAUGAUUUUACAUCCUAAAAAUGUGGAAUAGGCAAACGCUUUGAUUUCUUGUCAAACAGAUAGAAAAGGAGUCUUAGAAGACAUCUACCAGGAAAAAGUCUUAAAAUGUAUUAGAAAUAUAUCAAAAAGACAAUACUAUUGAAGAAAAGACCCCUGCCAACUAAUGGCAACACAUUUUAGCUUAGGAUAACUUGUUCUGCCUUCUGUAAGUUUUAAGAAACAUUGCCUUUUGCCUUGAAAUUCCGUUAGCAAAAACCCACAUAUCUUUAAGAUAUUUUAAAAUGUUCUCCUUUACUUGUUACUCCUUCCAGAAGUAACAAGUAAAAGAACUAUCAAUUAGUGAUAUUGUUUUUACUUUAUGAAUUAUGGUAUUAAAACUUUUAAUUCUGUUACCAAAUUGGUAACAGAAUUUCUGCAAUUGAAUUGGCUACAAUGGGAAAUCAUAGUAUUCACAUACCACAGUUGUCACCUGCUACUGUCCUCCCUUCCACUGGCAUACUGUUAUGUUCAGCUUAUAACUGUUUUAUUUCGUUCUAGAGGCCAAAGUCACUAGACAGAAAUUAAUUGUAACCUCUUAACGGCUUUUAUUGACACCUACCCAUGAGUCCUCUCUUUCAUUUACUGAAACCAGCCUCCUCAUCCACUGAGCAUCGGAUGUCCAUGGACGUAAAAAGUAGUUAAAAUUUGGUUCAAUCUGCCCUGGCCUUGAUUUCAUUGCCCACAGAUGUUUUUUGGUCCGGAGCAGCCUUGGUUUCAACAUCCACAAACGUCUGGACCGGCCUUCAUUUGACCCAAACAUAGUGUUUCACAAGUUUGAACAGUACACUACAGUAGAGUAUUGUUCAGUACAUUACAGCACCGUAGGUGGAGUACAGUAAAGUAUACAUCACCAGUCAAGUUUGGACACACCUACCCUUUGUAAAAUAAUAGUGAAGACAUCAAAACUUUGAAAUGACACAUAUGGAACCAUGUAGUAACCAGGUGUUAAACAAAUCAAAAUAUAUUUGCCUUGACAGCUUUGCACACUCUUGGCAUUCUAUCAACCAGCUUCAUGAGGUAGUCACCUGGAAUGCCAGCAGCAUACCACCCUGCAUACCACUACUGGCUUGCUUCUGAAGCUAAGCAGGGUUGGUCCUGGUCAGGCCCUGGAUGGGAGACCAGAUGCUGCUGGAAGUGGUGUUGGAGGGCCAGUAGGAGGCACUCUUUCCUCUGGUCUAAAAAAUAUCCCAAUGCCCCAGGGCAGUGAUUGGGGACACUGCCCUGUGUAGGGUGCCGUCUUUCGGAUGGGACGUUAAACGGGUGUCCUGACUCUCUGAGGUCAUUAAAGAUCCCAUGGCACUUAUCGUAAGAGUAGGGGUGUUAACCCCGGUGUCCUGGCUAAAUUCCCAAUCUGGCCCUCAAACCAUCAUGGUCACCUAAUAAUCCCCAGUUUACAAUUGGCUCAUUCAUCCCCAUCCUCUCCCCUGUAACUAUUCCCCAGGUCGUUGCUGCAAAUGAGAACGUGUUCUCAGUCAACUUACCUGGUAAAAUAACGGUAAAAAAAAAAAAAAAAAAUUGCAUUUCAAUUAAAAGUUGUGCCUUGUUAAAUUGUGGAAUUUCUUUCCUUAGUGCGUUUGAGCAAAUUAGUUGUGUUGUGACAAGAUAACCCUAUUUGGUAAAAGACAAAGUCCAUAUUAGAAGUGACAGUCCAUCAUUACUUUACGUCAUGAAGUCCAGUCAAUCUGGAAAAUUUCAAGAAUUUGAAAGUUUCUUCAAGUGCAGUUGCAAAAACCAUCAAGCGAUAUGAUGAAACUGGCUGUCAUGAGGACCGCCACAGGAAGGAAGACGCAGGGUUAUCUCUGCUGCAGAGGAUAAGUUCAUUAGAAUAACUGCACCUCAGAUUGCAGCCCAAAUAAAUGCUUCACAGAGCUGAAGUAACAGACACGUACGUCUAACAUCAACUGUUCAGAGUAGACUGCAUGAAUCAGACAUUCAUGGUCGAACCACUACUAAAGGACACUAAUGAGAAGAAGAGACUUGCUUGGACCAAGAAACACGAGCAAUGGACAUUAGACCGGUGGAUAUCUGUCCUUUGGUCUGAUGAAUCCAAAUAUGUGAUUUUUUUUUUUUCAGUGAUAUGCCAUCCCAUCUGGUUUUGACUUUGUGGGACUAUCAUUUGUUUUUCAACAGGACAAUGACCCAAAACACACCUCCAGGCUGUGUAAGGUUUAUUUGACCAAGGAGAGUGAUGGAGUGCUGCAUCAGAUGACCUGGCCUCCACAAUCACACGACCACAACCCAAUUGAGAUGGUUUGGGAUGAGUUGGACCACAGAGUGAAGGAAAAGCAGCCAACAAGUGCUCAGCAUCUGUGGCAACUCAAGAAAGGAAAAGCAGAGUGCCAAGAGUGUGCAAAGCUGUCAUCAAGGCAAAGAGUUGCUGCUUUGAAGAAUCUAAAAUAUUACAUGAUUCCAUAGGUGUUAUUUCAUAGUUUUGAUGUCUUCACUAUUGUAGUAAAAAAUAAAAUAAAAACCCUUGAAUGAGUAGGUGUGUCCAAAUUUUUGACUGGUACUGUAGUUCAGUACAGUGAAGAAAAGUAGAGUUCAGAACAAUACACAGUAGAGCACACAAGUUGAGUACACUAAUGUACUGUACUGAAUUAUAAUGUACUGAACUACACUACUGUUCAAAGGUUUGGGGUCACUUAGAAAUGUCCUUGUUUUUUAAAGAAAAGCAAAACAUUUUUGGUCCAUUAAAAUAACAAAUUGAUCAGAAAUACAGUGUAGACAUUGUUAAUGUUGUAAAUGACUAUUGUAGCUGGAAACAGCUGAUUUUUAAUGGAUAUCUACAUAGGUGUACAGAGGCCCAUUAUCAGCAACAAUCACUCCUGUGUUUCAAUGGCACGUUAAUCCAAGUUUAUCAUUUUAAAAGAUUGAUUGAUCAUUAGAAAACCCUUUUGCAAUUAUGUUAACACAGCUGAAAACUGUUAUGCUGAUUAUAGAAGCGAUAAAACUUUGGUCUUGUUUGGUGGCAUAGCUCAUUAAAAUAAUAGCUAGUGUGUAGAAUAAUACCCAAGUAUGCAAAGAAUGAUAUUGCAUAUUUCUACCUUUUGGUCUAACUAUUUAGGAUACAUCACAAUGAACAGAAUUACAUUCAUAUCCAUCAUUUUGCAUUUCUGUGUAGUACAGAUCAGGGACCCAUGAUACAAUUCUGUUACCAGGUGAAAAUCCACUUAACUUACUGUAAUUCAAAACUCAAGCUGUUAUCAUAGCUGACACCACAUUCUUUCUGCAGACAUCAUUGAAUCUUAAUUCAGAGCAGAUAUUUCAACGUUUUUGAAAAUGUGGUCAUGGAAAAAACUGAGGGAGAUUUUAAUGAAAUUAUGUUACCGAAAUGUGCACCUGCACAGUUCUUCCAGUAAAUGUGUUUUUGUAAAAUGUUCAGUGUAAAUUGUUGAAAGUUGUCGUUGUGCAUAGAUGUGUUUGGUUUGUUAAACUUUGGAAUCAAUGUUUUUUGUUUGGCAUAGAUUUUAAGUGUAAAAUCUGACUCAGUUUACCGUGGAAUUACCCCCCUACAAAAUGUUUCAAACCUGGUCCUCUUAAAAAAAAAAUAAAGGAUAGCCGCACACUCUAGGAGCUCAGAUGCAAAAAAUAUUGUUGUCCAACGUUUCGACAAACAAGCUGUCUUCAUUCGGGUAUAAUGACAAACACUGCGGGAUGACUCAUUUAUAUAGUGUCAAAAGACACACGUGUCUGUAAUCAUGGCUGGGUGUAACCUGAUAUCAUUGGUUAAUUCUCAUAUAUUAAAAUGGCAUUAAAAAAUGGUAGCGUACGAUCAUAAAUACAAUUUGGCUACAAACAUUUAUAAUAGCAAAAUCACAAGAAUGGCUUCAGAUCAAAGUCUAUGUUGAGACCGAAGGCAGCAAGGGUCUUUAAAUUAAAGAUCAAAGCAGCCUCUCGUUUUAACAAUAAAUUGACGAGGUCACCCCCUCCUAGGUAGGGUGACUUGUUCGAUUCCAAUAUAACGUAUAGACAAAAUCGAGUGGUUUUAUUCCAAAAAGUGGGCCGCAACCGGGUAAAUCGAGUUGUUGCACCUAAUGGUGCUACGAUGCUCCGAGAUACGUACUUUUAAUUCGCGCUUUGAAUUACCCACAUCAUUUUCGCCUCAAAGACAAGUUAUACGAUAAAUAACUGCCCUAGUGGAGCACAUGAUAACAUCUUUGAUUGGGAUCUGUUUCCGUUUGGGGGUGUUUGAAGGAUCUACAUUUAUAAGUGCCAUUGCAUUGAGCACAGCCAUUACACGUUAUGCAGGGAUAUCUUGGGGUGGUAAAUCAGAGUUUACCAGUUGAUCUCUGAGGUUUCUGCCCCGUGAGAAUACGACCAAGGGAAGGUCUGAAAACACAUCACCGAUACUAUCAUCGGAUCUUAGAAUGUGCCAAUGUUUGUGAACGAUUCCCUUAAUUUGUUCAGAGCACUUUGAAUAGCGGGUAGUUAGAACGCAAGAAUGCUAAUUUUUACGAUUUUUACCUUGAAAAAGGUAAUGUCUCGUUUUUGUUUUGAAUUUUCUCAAUGGCAAUAUUAAUCGGACCAUUUUUGUAACCCCUCUCCUUGAAUUUUCUUUGCGUCUCAGUCAUAUUUCUGUCUGGGUUUUUUUUACAAAUUAUUUUCAUUCGACAGAAUUGUAAAGGACACCAGCAGUAUGAUCUCUUAUUGAAUCUCUUGAUCCUCUCCCAGAUAAUACUUUGUUAGUUACUUUUGAUGUUGUCGUUAUACACAAAUAUUCCACAAGAGGGCAGUAUUGAAGCUAUGGAACAUUUUCUUCUGUAACGUGACCAUAAUGAACAACAUUCCAGUGCAUGCAUUAUAAAGUUGGCUGAAAUAGUACUCACACACAA